Molecule: messenger RNA, 1936 nt
Organism: Brassica oleracea var. oleracea
Lineage: Eukaryota; Viridiplantae; Streptophyta; Magnoliopsida; Brassicales; Brassicaceae
Exons: 8
Coding region: 116-1729 (537 amino acids)
Molecular function (GO): microtubule binding
Source: RefSeq, a predicted model, not a curated record
AACCCUCGAUCUCGGGAUAGGUGGGAAGAAAAGGAAUCACUUGUUCAUUCAAAUCUCUUCUUCUUCUUCUCUCUCAGAGUGCAUUUCGAUUUGUCUUCUUUAACUCUCUCUGCUCAUGGAAGACAACGAGAACAAGAAAAGCGAGGGCCUUGGUCUGAUUGAUGUCGCUGCUGAGGACGAUAGCCUCCUCUUCUCCUCCUUUCCCAACCCCACCAGCUACGAGUUUUCCGAAGCAGAUGAGGAUGAAAAGUGUUUGAACGAUGGAAAGGAUCGAACUUUCUUGAGGGAGACAGAGUCCUGUGAUGAAGAGAUACUGGUAUCUUCAGUAGAAGAGAAGGAAGACGUGCUUCAACCUCGUGACUCGCCUGAGCCUCAGAAGGUCACCAAGAGUGGGAAGUAUAACUUGCGCAAAAGUCUUGCCUGGGACAAUGCCUUCUUCACUAGCCAAGGUGUUUUGGAACCUGAAGAAAUAUCCAGUAUGAUGGAAAGCAAUCAUAAGAGUGAGAGGAAUGGUUUGCCGACUAUUCAGGAGGAUGUUAAUAGAUCUACGGAAUCCAUUUCUACAUUUCAAAGUGACUGCCCUGUGGAAAACAGUCAGGAGUUUGUUUUGUUUGAAGAUGUAAGAGCGUCUAUUCAAAGGUCUGCUAAAGCUUCUGAUGCUCCUAUACCUGGAAAAGAUAAUGAACUGGGAGCAAUCGAAGUAGCAACCAGCCCAACUUCAAGUACAGUGGAGGUCAUUGCCUCUCAGGAGAAGAUGAAACCAAAAGCCAGUUCUAAAAAGCUGAGUAUUAGAGCAAACGGAUCAGGGAAGGCAACAAAACAGCCUGUUUCUGCUACAAGAGGUCUCAAUACAUCCGUUUCCAAGCCUACACCCAACAGAGUCGGCAAAGUCAGGCUCUUGUCAACUACACCAACGUUCAGGGCAUCCCUAGAUGUUAGCAAAACUAAACUCGAAAAAGAUUCCAAAUUACCUGCGGGUAAAGAGCCUUCGGUUCCUAGAAUACCCAUUUCACGAAGACCCACAUUCCCAAAACCUUCUGUGGUUAAGUCAACUUUGCGUUCUUCAGCUGCCUCAAAGAAUGAAUUGACAUCUUCCUGUUCUUCGCUAGAGAGCUGUGCCAGUGCUGCUUCAUCCAGCGCUUCUCACAAAUCUUCUCUGAAUCAGAUAAAGAAGAAGAAUGAUUCAAGUUCCAGAAUAGCAAAUAAAUCUACAUCUAGAGGUAUUAUGGGGCAGCCAAGAAUCCCACCACCCCAGCCAACCAAGAAGACAACCAAGUCCAACCUUUCCUCCGCUGGCUCUAUCAGCGACUGUUCAUCAGAGUCAUCACGAGCUUCUGCAACUAGCCAAACGGCUAAAAGUAUCCAGAAAGCCGUCUCUGGUGCAAAUGAUACUGUGAAGUCUCUCAAGAACUCUAAAGAUGCAUCUGUUGUUCAAGCUGAUGCUAAGGAAGGCACGAAACGAGUUUCAGCCAUCAAUGGUGGUUUGGCUCCUCCAGGUUCUAUGAAACAAUCAGGUCUCCGUGUGCCAACACCAAAAAUCGGCUUCUUUGAUGGAGGAAGACAGGGAUCAUCUUCAUCUGCUGGUAAGAAGGUUGGGAAGUCACCGGCACAAGAGUCGUCGAAAUUGAAAACUAAGGCAGCAGCUUCAAGGCUUGUCCCUGCAUCGUCUCCGAAACUGCAAAACAAAUUGUAUUCCAAGAACAAUGCAGAGGAUCAACUUGAGGGGUGAUGGAAUCAAGAUGAUGAUGAUGCCUUAAAGGAUUCAAUAGUUCUUUUAUAUAAUGGAGUUGUUUCUCUUAUUUUCUUUUAAUAGAACUUACCCCUUGAAUGUUAGAUUCUUAUGUAAUGUAACCCAUCCCUUAAGUAAGAACAGUAAUAUUAUCAGUUGUGCGUUAGAGAACUUAAAUUUAACUAGUUUAUAAGAUAUUGUUACUAC